CUACGUAUCCCACAAUGCAACCUAACCGUCUCCUCUCAAUGACGUCAUAAUUGCGCGCCUCAUCUGGAUGAAAACAUUCUUUCUGGCUCGCCUUUAAAGUAAGUAAGAAAGAGUAAGAAUGUCCCAGCAGGCGGGCCACCCGGCCUCGGACAAUCCUGCGCUGGUGGUGACCAGCAACGUGCAUCAGUACUCCAUGAAGAAGAAGAAGGUCCUGAACGCAGAGGACAGUGAGUUGUUUGAACUGAGCCAGGCUGCAGGCAUCAGUGUGGACCAGGAGGUCUUCAAGAUCAUGGUGGACUUGCUGAAGAUGAACGUGGCCCCGCAAGCCGUCUUUGAGACUUUGAAGGCCAUGUCUGCAGGCCAGAAGUUCCCCGAGAGUAGCAGCGGGGACUGUGCAGCCACCUCCCACGGCACAGGGGUCCCCUCUACGACGGCAGAGGCCAGAGACGAGUGUUCGCUCUCUGGGAGGAGCCCAAAGCUUCCUGCAGCGUCGGGCCCCAGGGCUGCGAGGGUCAGCACUAAGAUGGUGGUCUACGGCCCCCAAGAUGUUAACUCUCAAGCAGUGCGAAGCAAAGCAUCCUCAGGCAGCCACGGCAAGAAGAGCCGCGAGGUCUCCAGCCAGCGAGUGCAGCGGCAGCCCAGCGCCACUAGAGGGCAGAAGACAAAAAGCUCCGGCAGCAGUAGCUCCUCCUCGCAGAUGAACUCAACCUAAAACAGUCAGUCCUUUUCUUUUUGACUUCAAAUAUGCUUCAUUACCAUACUUGUACUCUACGGACAUAAUUAACACAUACCUAGAAAAGAAAAGGCAGCUGCUACUCUCACAAAUUAUGUCCCACAAUUCUUUGCUUUUCUUGCAUUUUUUCCUAAAUAAAAUUAAUGUACAACA
Messenger RNA from Nerophis ophidion (straightnose pipefish), 886 nucleotides. RefSeq names its product mitotic spindle organizing protein 2B (gene mzt2b). The transcript is spliced from 5 exons. Gene Ontology annotation, cellular component: spindle; centrosome. The record is from RefSeq and is a predicted model, not a curated record. Bases 119 to 712 code for a protein of 197 amino acids. Lineage: Eukaryota; Metazoa; Chordata; Actinopteri; Syngnathiformes; Syngnathidae.